AUGAACGCUCCAGAUAGGUUUGAGCUUUUUCUGCUCGGGGAGGGUGAGUCAAAGUUGAAGAUUGAGCCUGAUACGAAGGCUCCCAAUGCUGUGGUAAUAACUUUUGAGAAAGAGGACCAUACUUUGGGAAACCUGAUCCGGUCAGAACUUCUCAACGAUACAAAGGUGUUAUUUGCUGCCUAUAAGGUUGAACACCCGCUGUUCGCACGUUUCAAGAUGCGUAUUCAGACUGUUGAGGGUUACGACCCUAAGGACGCUUUGAAGAACGCUUGUAACGGUAUUAUCAAUAAACUUGCGGUGUUGAAGACGAAUUUCGAGACUGAAUGGAACUUGCAGACUUUGGCUUCAGACGAUAAUUACGGCAUCUAA
This is a messenger RNA of Torulaspora delbrueckii, 369 nucleotides long. RefSeq names its product DNA-directed RNA polymerase II core subunit RPB11 (gene RPB11). Gene Ontology annotation, cellular component: RNA polymerase II, core complex. The transcript has a single exon. NCBI's taxonomy places the organism in Eukaryota, Fungi, Ascomycota, Saccharomycetes, Saccharomycetales, Saccharomycetaceae. Gene Ontology annotation, molecular function: protein dimerization activity; DNA binding. The record is from RefSeq and is a predicted model, not a curated record. Gene Ontology annotation, biological process: transcription by RNA polymerase II. The coding region runs from base 1 to 369 and encodes 122 amino acids.